AUGACUGGUAACAAUCGCAGGAACUCAGCUACCCGUACACCUAUGACCAAGUCUCCAUCGCCCGUCGCUUCUAAGCGACGACGGAUUCGGACUGAAGCGCAACUGAACCAAAAGAGAAAGGCGGAUCGAGUCAAGCACAAAGAGAACCGCGACGAGCACAAGGCACGAAUGGAGCGUAUGGAGGGAGACAUUGCGCAAAUCUUCAAGAACCUCGACGAUAUCUCGACACAGCUGCGCGCUAUUCCUCAGCUUGGGGCGAGCUUUGUCGCGUCUCAGCAGCGAUGGCUGCAGGUUCUCAUUGCCAACAUGAGCCUCGGAGGAGCAUCAGCCGCAUUUGCCGUUCCCAGUGAGGCCCUUGAUCUUGAGCUCCUGGUUCGCAACCCAGCCAUCCCGAUGCAAUGGUCGCCCGGAUCUGCCGCCAGAAACGCGAGCCCCCGGCCGUUGUAUCCAGAUAUAGAGCAACCCCUGCCAGCGCUGGGACCGAUAUUGCUCCCGCCCGUGCUGUCGAGCCCGCCCGUCAAAUGUUGGUGUGGAGUCGAGCACUUUUCUCAAUCCAACUGCUUGGAGUACCACAGCUUCACCAUCCUCUACGAGACCCAUGCUGCCUUUCCCCAUGAUCCACACCAAGCCCGAUCCCUUCCCCGGAAUCCAUCCCUACCAAAUCUGUCGCUCCACUCCCAUGGAGAUAAUGUGGUUGUACGCUUCCUCACCUCGUUCCUCAAGGGGUUUACAAUGGCCGGCGUGGAGACGCUGUUUGGGGUCUACUUUUUUGCAUAUCGGCUCAUGCGGUGGCGGUUAUACCCGGAUUCCAUCACGCGGCAGGAUGUUCCAGCCUGGCUUCUUCCCACAAAGGUGCAAGACACGUGUCCCCAUCCAGUCAGUAUUGACUACAUCCCGUGGCCCGAUCUCCGAGACUUUCUGUGCACCCACCAAAGGCUAGAGUCCGGUCACUCUGUGAAGCUGUACUUGGAGUCCCUUCGGCUCCGGUGGCCAGUUGGCUGUCCACUGCUUGCUGUGAAUGGCGAAGGCCUCGUGGACGUAAGUCCGGAAUUCGAGGCAGCCGUAUUCGACCUUGGCAACUGGAGUCUGAGCCCUGAAUGGGAGGAUGCAUUUCCUAGAUUAGUGUCACUCGUCCACUCCUAA
This is a messenger RNA of Ilyonectria robusta, 1143 nucleotides long. RefSeq lists its product as uncharacterized. The record is from RefSeq and is a predicted model, not a curated record. The transcript has 3 exons. Bases 1 to 1143 code for a protein of 380 amino acids. Lineage: Eukaryota; Fungi; Ascomycota; Sordariomycetes; Hypocreales; Nectriaceae.